Molecule: messenger RNA, 1929 nt
Organism: Diatraea saccharalis (sugarcane borer)
Lineage: Eukaryota; Metazoa; Arthropoda; Insecta; Lepidoptera; Crambidae
Source: the annotation of a GenBank genome assembly
AUGCCGGCGUUGCGGCUUCUCGGUCGAAGGUGGCUUUUCGCAUCUGACGAUUUGGUUUUUCCUUGUAUAGCCGAAAUUCCAGUUAGAAUAAUAUGGAUAGUAAUGUUGUCUAUUGUGGCAAGCAACGAUUUGCCUGUAUCGUGUGCAUUCAACACAUCGGCAAGGCUGGACAUUAUUAUAAUGAUAUCGAUACAAGCAUUAACUAUAAUAAUACUGGCUGUAAUGGCACAGCAGUCGGCGCGAGGCUCUAUGACGGAGAUUGACAAGAGAAAAUAUGUAGGACCUCUACUAUUGUGCAAAUUAUUUAUUAUGGUGAUGGAGAUAAUACUAAAUCUGUUGGGUAUUUGGUGGAUCUUCAUCGUAAAUACAUUGUGCAACUUGAAGCCUUUUCCCAAUGUCAUUAUGCAGAUUUUAUUAAUACUUAUGUGGAUACCGUUUCUAUUCACAUUUCUGGCUAUAUAUCUGGCGUACGAUCCAUUGGGAAACAUUGAAUUUGAAGAUAUUCGUACUGACGAAGAGAGGGACUACUAUAAUAAGAAAUCUACAAAAAUAUGGGCGAGCAGAGUUCAAUGGACAUUUUGGUACUUCAAAGACAAAAAAAUGAAGGACGCCGUUAAGGAAAUGGCAGUUCUACUCAGUGUUCUUUUCAGGUCUACUGACAUUGUACUCUACGAUAUGAUAGCUGGAUCCAUUCUGUUGAGGGUUCGACAGAAACGUGACACUAGAAGCAGACGUGUGAGUGACACAGUAGAUUCUGUUGAAGAAAUAUAUACGACAGAUCUGAACAAAUUAUACAAAGAUGUACCUAGUUGGAUGAAUAUGGUAGAUGCAUGCCAUUAUAUGAAACUCGCUAUGUCAGCAUACGGUUGGACUUAUGUGCUGUAUAGAUUUUAUUGCGCUGGUAUUUGUUUCUUGGCGCCUUAUCUGAGGUGUUGUUAUCGGCCCAAGCAUGUCGACGGGGACAACUGUUGUAUGUGCAACUACGCCGGUCUCAAAUACCUAUCUGAUAGUACUGACAAGGACUUCAUUUAUGUUUCAUUCGUGAAUCACAUAUACGAGGUACCAUUUAUGGUGUUGGCGGAGCACGAUCGCAAGAGUAUCGUAGUGGUGAUACGUGGCUCCAUAUCAUUACACGACAUGUUCACUGACUUAACUGCUCCAUCUGAGAAGUUUGAAGCUGAAGGAUUACCAGAAAACACACUCGCUCAUAAAGGAAUGGUGUUGAGUACUGAAAAGACCCUGGAACGAGUUACUCCUAUUCUAGAAAGCUCCUUCGCAGAAUAUCCUGACUAUGAACUUGUGAUUACAGGUCAUAGUUUAGGGGCAGCAGUAUCAACAUUGUUGGGAAUAAAAUUAAAACAUAAAUAUCCACAUCUAAAAGUGUACGCAUUUUCAGCACCAUCUGGGUUGUUAACUCGUGAGGCAGCACGGUACACUGAAGACUUUGUGAUGACAGUCGGUGUUGGAGAUGAUCUAGUUAUGAGACUAAGCCUGAAAAGUAUGCAGGCUUUCCGCGAUAGGAUUAUAGAGACAAUACAUAUGGCAAAACUGCCAAAGUAUCGUAUAUUACUAAAGGGACUACGGUAUAUGUUGUUCACGAUACCUGAUGAAGACCUGGAAACUAUUUGGAAAUCUCCUGAUAAUAUAGAAGCUCAACUCAUAGGGCCAACCCGACUUACAAGGACAAUCUCUUAUGAAUUGGAACGGUUACACAUAGCAGGCCGCAUUCUCCACAUAGUACCAUGCAAGAGAAGCGGUCGCAAGGAGCCCCGAUAUAAAGUGGGGUGGGCAAAAAUGGAAGACUUCAAUGAACUGGUCGUGAUGCCACGGAUGCUCUUAGAUCACAUGCCUGAGAACGUUCUGGAACCCAUCAAGAUAGUUUUAGACGAAUGCGUGCCGCAUACAGUCACUGUUGAUAGGACAACGUAA